This is a messenger RNA of Aspergillus uvarum CBS 121591, 1047 nucleotides long. Its product is annotated as SDR family oxidoreductase. The record is from RefSeq and is a predicted model, not a curated record. Lineage: Eukaryota; Fungi; Ascomycota; Eurotiomycetes; Eurotiales; Aspergillaceae. Gene Ontology annotation, molecular function: oxidoreductase activity, acting on the CH-OH group of donors, NAD or NADP as acceptor. The coding region runs from base 1 to 1047 and encodes 348 amino acids. The transcript has a single exon.
AUGGCCCCUAAAGACCAGACAAUCCUCAUCACAGGCGCCUCUGGUUUCUUGGCUUCGCAUAUUGUGGACUAUUUCCUUCGCGCUGGUUACCAGGUCCGAGGGACUGUUCGCUCAGCCGCAACCGCCGAAAAAGUUCAACAGACUUUCCCUCUAUAUGCCUCACAAUUAUCCUUCGCUAUCGUUGAGGACGUCGCAAAGCCAGGAGCCUUUGAUACCGCGGUCAAAAAUGUUCAUGGUGUGAUCCAUACAGCUGCUCCAUUUCAAGUCUUUGGAGUUGAGGAUAAUGAGCGUGACCUGCUCAAGCCAGCCAUCGACGGGACCCUCAACAUUCUGAAAUCCGUCCACAGAUUUGCCCCGCAGGUGACGCGUGUUGUCUUCACUUCUUCCUUCGCUGCUAUGGUCGAUGUUACCAAGGGCAAUUGGCCUGGUCAUACCUACUCUGAGCUCGACUGGAACCUAACUCCGUACGAAGCUGCAGCCGCCAAAGGCGUUCCUGCCGCAUUGGCGUACUCAACGGCGAAGGCGUUGGCUGAGCGUGCUGCCUGGGACUUUGUUAAGAGUAACAAACCCAACUUCAAUAUCACAGCAAUCAUGCCGCCAAUGAUAUACGGCCCCAACAUCAACGCAACUGCCGACCUUACCAAGUUAAAUACCUCGUCUAUGGAUAUUUACCGCCUUAUGUCACCGCAGUCGAAAUCAAGCGACCCGGUUCCAGAGAAUAUGUUUUGGUCAUUUGUGGAUGUACGCGACGUGGCUGAAGCACAUCUUCGUGCUUACCAGGUAGCUGAAAGUGGUGGUGAACGUUUCUUUAUCUGCAAGGGUAACUUUACCUAUCAGCAGUUUGUGGAUGUCCUGCGGGCCAACAUUCCGGAAAUCAAAGACCGUGUGCCUAUCGGUAACCCUGGGACGGGAGAAGUCCCCGCCGAUGUUUACACCGUCGACACAUCAAAAUCGCAAAAGAUUUUGGGUCUGAAGUAUCGUCCCUUGGAGGAAACCAUCAUUGAUGCUGCACGGUCUCUUCUCAAGCUUGAGGCUCAGAAUGCCUAA